Messenger RNA from Microthlaspi erraticum, 1827 nucleotides. Lineage: Eukaryota; Viridiplantae; Streptophyta; Magnoliopsida; Brassicales; Brassicaceae. The record is from the annotation of a GenBank genome assembly.
AUGUCUGAGGAAGGAGUGAAUGAGGAGGAACCUGAAGGUGAGAUUGAAUUAUCCGGAGAGGAUGCCAAUGUUGCUGAGCCGAAACGAAAGAGACAACGAGGACCAACAAGGAUGAGAGACAUUGCCAAGGAUCCAAAUAACAGAGUUCGAGUAGACUUCACCAUCAUGGGUGAACCUUACGGUUCUGGGUCCGUUAAGCUGUCGUCGUAUGUAGGUGCCUUAGUACGAGAACAAGUUCCUAUCACAAUUGAUCAUUGGACAAAGAUCGGUCAAGAUGUGAAGACAGUUCUCUGGAAAUCUGUCCAGGCACGAUUUGAGCUGGACGAAGCUUAUCAAAAGACACUGGUACUAAAGCAGAUGGGAUGCUUGUGGAGAUCAUCGAAAUCUCGCGUCGUGAAGGAGAUCAUGGAAGCUACCAACAACCAACAAAGGAUGAAUCUGCGUCCUAAAAAUGUUACUCCGGUUGAUUGGCGAAAAUUUGUUAAAAUCAAAACUAGCCAAUCAUUUAAGGAAUUGACUGUCACAUACAACUAUGUGUUGCAGAUAAAGGCAGCGGAUAUUCUUAAUCGUGGUAAUCCGUCUACUGCUUCAAAUGAGUGUGAAGAUGCCCUCAACGAACUGUUAGGACCUGAUAAUCCGGGUCGAUUGAGGACGAUGGGCAGAAACAUGAGUAAGACUAAGCUAGCUUGUUUCCAAGUGAAGCAUAAGUGUAUUGUUGAAAUGGAAGAGAAGCAAAUUCACCUCCUGCAAAAGGUCACCGAGUUACAAGAGGAAAUUGCCAAAAUGAAGAACCAGAGACAAGAACUUGAAGUUGGCGAAAACUCAGCAGCAAAAAGUGUGAACAAGAAAACACAACCUAAGUGUAUCUUGCUUGAUUGGACUGAUGAUGAUACCAAUGUUGCUGAGGGUCGUAUUAUUUCUUCUGAUCCGGAUGAGGAAGUGAAUGAUAGUGGGUUAGGCCCUACAGAUGUGAAAGUAUUGGUUGAAAUUGCUACUGUACCAGACGCAUACCUCUGGAGACCUGCAAGUACAAUGUUUACAGUUCAAGAAGCAGUUAGACAGAUGAUUGCAUGGCCUGCUGCUAAGUGUGUUAACAUAGAACAGGGGAUCCAACCAGAAGACAUUGCAGAACUGGGCGCAAAGAAUAAUUGUCUGAACAAAUGCAAGCUUCUGGAUUUGUCUUCCGAUGAUGUAGUCGUCGCUCAAGGACGUUGGCAGACACAAGAUUCCAAGUCAUUGGUUAAUGGACUUCCACUCGGUCCUAAAGCAGUGAAAGUAUUUGUUGAUGACAUACAACAACCGGAUACAUUUAUAUGGAGGCCUACGAUGGAUGUGGCAUAUCUUGAGGUCUGCUUACAGUCUUAUGUAGCGUGGCCUGUCAACAAAGUUGUCUUCGAAAACACUACGACCGCAUCAGCUCAAAAAUCUACUCAGAAUUUUGAAUCAAGCGGAAGAAAUACCGGAUUUACAACAGCAGCAACUGGUCCAAAAUCUCGUAGUGAUUCAUUUCCGGCUACAUCUCAUGGUGAUAAGUCUCCGGCAUCAUCUCAGAACUAUGGAGCAGAAGCUAUCAAGGAAAAUAAGAAGUGCAAGUUGAUGGAUAUAAGCGGGAAGAAGCGUGUUGUUGCUGAAGGACGUGUGCAUUCAACUGACCCAGAACUGAAGGUGCAUUUUGUUCGGUUGGGUUCUAAGGCAGCUAGAGUUUGGGUUGAUUCGGUGAAGGAAGAUGACGCACCAGUUUGGAGGCCGUCAGAUGAAAUCGAGUAUAUGAAAGAUGCACUUGGUUCAUCUAUUGCAUGGCCAAUCGAUAAAUUGGUCGUCUUCUAA